Molecule: messenger RNA, 1581 nt
Organism: Aspergillus mulundensis
Lineage: Eukaryota; Fungi; Ascomycota; Eurotiomycetes; Eurotiales; Aspergillaceae
Product: pepsin-like aspartic protease
Exons: 2
Coding region: 1-1581 (526 amino acids)
Biological process (GO): proteolysis
Molecular function (GO): aspartic-type endopeptidase activity
Source: RefSeq, a predicted model, not a curated record
AUGACCCUGUGGGGAGAGAUCGCAGGCGAUUCAGAAGGCAGGCGGACGUGGUCGAUGCUGAUCUAUACGGGGAGUCGGUAUGUCCCAGCUUUCUGCCCCCGCAAUUCACCUUCGAGUAUCUUGCUGAUAAUGCAGAUGGGCGGCGACAUCUACUCCACGAACAUAACGAUCGGAGAUCCGCCGCAAUCGCUCACAGUCUCCGUCGACACCGGCAGCGCCGACCUCUGGGUCGUAUCCGCCGAGAACCCCGUCUGCGACGUGCGAGGGACGCGCUGCGACGACUUUGGACUAUACAACCCCAAUUCUUCGACGUCGUACGUGCCGUUGUCUGAUGAGUUUGGGAUUUCGUAUGGUGAUCGCUCGUGGGCGGAGGGGCAUUAUGCCACCGACACAGUUAGCAUUGAGAACGCGGACAUACCGGGGGUCCAGUUUGCUGUUGCGACGUCGUCGAGUAUAGAUAAGGGCAUCCUCGGCAUCGGCUACAGCGCCAACGUUGUCGCAGACUAUCGCUACCGCAACUUCCCCGAGCUCCUGGUAGCCGACAAUAUCACGAAGAGCAACGCCUACAGCCUUUGGCUCAACCGCCUCGGCUCAAACGAAGGGAGCAUUCUCUUCGGUGGGAUAAACACAGCGCACUACACCGGUACCUUGCAAACAUUGCCAGUGGUACAGUAUAUGGGGGACUACAUCCACCUCUGGCUCACUCUCACGGAGAUGGGCGUUGAAUCCGCCUCCGAUAGCAUUGCAAAAUCAUACACAGAUACGCGAUCAACAACUGGAGCCGCAGAGUUUCCUCUUGUCGCGCUUCUCGACUCCGGCGCGACGUUAACAUACCUCCCCUCGAACGUCGUCGCGCAGAUCUACUCCGAUCUCGAUGUGCACUUCUAUCAGCAAGGGCAGUUUGGCUACGUUCCAUGCGACACGUACCUCGUCGGUCGCGAAGACUAUAACAUCACAUUCACGUUCAGCGGAGUAACGAUCCGCGUCCCGCUGUCGGAACUCGUCCUCCACGAUGCAAUCUCCGGACCCGGACGAAACGCCCUCCCGCUACCGGACACCGACUCCGAUGAAGAGAGUUGCCUCUUUGGCAUCUUACCUGCCGUCGACUUCUUCCCAAUUCUAGGCGAUACAUUCCUUCGCAGCGCAUAUGUCGUCUUUGACCUCGACAACAAUGAGAUUUCGCUGGCGCAGGCAAACAGGAACCCUGGCGAUGACCGCAUCCUCGAGAUUGGGAAGGGCGGUGAUAGUGUGCCCGAGGCCGAAGAUGUAAGCGAUCCGGUGAUGACGGCGACCGUGGUUCUGGGAGGCUCGAGCUUGGUUCUUCCGGCUGGGUGGACGAAUGAGCCUGUUUUUCCGACUCGGACUGUUACGACGAGUACGGCGGCGAGCACGGGUACGAGUGAUGGUGAUGCGGAGGAGACGGGUGAUACUACGAUUAGUGGCUCGGGAUCAGGGUCGGAGACUACACCAACCGGGUUUGAUGCGCCUGCGGAGACGGAUGGUGCGAUUGGAACUGCGGUGGGCAGGAACCCAUUGCUAUUGGUAUCGGCGGUUGUGCUUGGUCUCCUGCUCGGACUGUGA